GACCUGAACUCAGCACUAGACGGGCUGCGGGAAGUCAUGCCGUACGCUCACGGUCCGUCCGUCAGGAAACUCUCCAAAAUCGCCACGCUGCUGCUGGCCAAGAACUACAUCCUCAUGCUCAACAGUUCCUUGGAGGAGAUGAAGCGGCUCGUGAGCGACAUCCACCCCGCGCACCGCGCCAAGCUGCCCGCUCACCCGACUCUGACACCGCCCUCUCUACCGGGACUCCAUGGGCCAGCGUUUUUCCCUUCCCCGUCGCAGAUCCCGCACAGUCCCCUGAGUCACCCGCUAGCGUCCCGGGCGAGCCACAGCGGACUUCUCCUCAGACCGGAGCACCAGCACGACCGCAGCCCCUUCUCCAAGUGGCCGGUCCCCUGCUCGUGCCCGCAGUGUCCCACAGACAGUGUCAACCGGGUACCGUUCGGGAAGCACCCUGCGUUCACGAGAUGAGAAAAGUCACGGACUCAGAUUAUUUCUAAACGUAAGAUGUAACUCCACUACCGAACUCGGUUCUACAGUACUAGUUCUGAACUUGUCUACACACUCAGAACUUUCUUGCCGAUAGUGUUUUGCAAAAAGGAGAGCGACGCGGCAACAUCUUCAUAGUAAGUUUCUGCUGACAUACUGUCAAAACCGGGCUCUAAAUUGCAAAGGUAUACGUAUUUUCUACAGAAUUUAUUCGUGUACCGCAAUAUUAGACUCUCUCAGUCUCUGUGAAUGUAUAUCAUUGUCUGUCAAAUAAUUCAGAUCAGUAACUGUAUUGCUGAAGAAGUUCUGUACAUAGCAAGAUCGGACUAACUUUGUACAUAUGUUAUUGUAUAUUUUGAGAGUUGAAA
This is a messenger RNA of Branchiostoma belcheri (Belcher's lancelet), 836 nucleotides long. RefSeq names its product oligodendrocyte transcription factor 2-like. The transcript has a single exon. NCBI's taxonomy places the organism in Eukaryota, Metazoa, Chordata, Leptocardii, Amphioxiformes, Branchiostomatidae. Gene Ontology annotation, molecular function: protein dimerization activity. The annotation marks the transcript as partial. The record is from RefSeq and is a predicted model, not a curated record.